Oncorhynchus masou masou (cherry salmon) is the source of this 547-nucleotide messenger RNA. RefSeq names its product hepatocyte nuclear factor 6-like. The record is from RefSeq and is a predicted model, not a curated record. NCBI's taxonomy places the organism in Eukaryota, Metazoa, Chordata, Actinopteri, Salmoniformes, Salmonidae. Gene Ontology annotation, molecular function: DNA-binding transcription factor activity, RNA polymerase II-specific; RNA polymerase II cis-regulatory region sequence-specific DNA binding. The transcript has 2 exons. Gene Ontology annotation, biological process: regulation of transcription by RNA polymerase II. Bases 1 to 498 code for a protein of 165 amino acids. Gene Ontology annotation, cellular component: nucleus.
AUGAAUGGCUUUUGGUCGAAUUCAGCGCUGCUACAGCUGUUUGACAGCUCACUACUGCCCUCUAUCGGUAAAGUCUCGAUAUGCAGGGAGAGGCCUACUUACCGUGUGCUUCAGCACCACGCGUGUAAGCGCAAGGAGCAGGACCAUGGCCACUGUAAAGUUGGUGGUGAUCGUGGCGGUAGCGGUGGCGGUAGCGGUGGCAGCAGCGGCGGAAACCACAGCGACAGCAACCACAGCGGUAAUGGUGGCCACUCCAAGAAGCCUCGGCUGGUGUUUACCGACGUACAGAGAAGGACCCUCCACGCUAUCUUCAAGGAGAACAAGCGUCCGUCCAAGGAGCUUCAGAUCACCAUCAGCCAGCAGCUGGGCCUGGAGCUGACCACCGUCUCAAAUUUCUUCAUGAACGCACGCCGACGCAGCCUCGACAAGUGGCUCGACGACAACGGAGGCUCCUCCCACUCCGCUAAUUCCUCCGUCUCCACCUGCAGCAAAGCCUGAGGAGGAGGGACUGGAGGGGGAGAGCGGGCACAGUUUUGAGUUGAUUUAA